Messenger RNA from Podospora pseudopauciseta, 564 nucleotides. RefSeq lists its product as uncharacterized. NCBI's taxonomy places the organism in Eukaryota, Fungi, Ascomycota, Sordariomycetes, Sordariales, Podosporaceae. The transcript is spliced from 3 exons. The coding region runs from base 1 to 564 and encodes 187 amino acids. The record is from RefSeq and is a predicted model, not a curated record. Gene Ontology annotation, molecular function: hydrolase activity.
AUGGACACCCCGGUUAAGACCAACACACAAUCCCAGACGUACCCAUCGACGUCGCCAUCCACUGCGGCGACCUCACCGAGAAUUCUCGACUCGCCGAACUCACCCACGCCCUCUCCCUCCUCCGCACCAUCAACGCCCCCCCUCAAGCUUUUCAUCGCCGGCAACCACGACUUCACCCUCGACCCCCUAGCCUUCCUCCCCAAGACCACCUCGAGCCAAGGCGUUUUCCAAGCCCCCGCCGGAGCAGCCACCUCCCUCCUUGAACCCGCCUCCUCAGAAAACAUUAUUUUUCUUGACGAAGGCACUCGUACUCUUGCCCUCGCAAACGGCGCCCUGCUGACGGUGGACAACUCCAAGGCGUUCACUCACAACCGGAAGAAAGGUCAUACAUUCAAGAUCCCGAAGGAGGUGGAUGUGGUGAUCACCCACUCCCCACCGCGUGGCAUCCUCGGUAAAGACUACAACAGCAAGCAAGCCGGGUGCGACUACAUCUACGAUGCCACCGCGACAGCUAAACCAAAGCUGCACUGUUUUGGGCAUAUACAUGAGGGUUGGGGGGGCUGA